AUGGAAUCUCUGGUGGUACUCCUGCUGUUCUGUUUCGGUAUAGCAUCGUGUACCAACUGCCAAGACGGGGAAUCGUUUGAUCAAACCCGUUACUGUCUGGUCGACGGGUUUAUGCCGUGGGUCAACGCCACCGCCGCAUGCUCCCGCAUGGGAGGCAGCUUAGCAGUACCCAACUCCCCCGCCGAGCAGACAUUCCUGUACGACUUUGCCGCCCAAAGAUUUGGAAGAUCCAACGGCAUCUGGAUCGACUGCAACACCCAGUCGAUGCAUGCUGAUGGCACUCCUUGCGAGUACACCAAUUUCCAGAAUACGCCUGGUGAUUCCGAUACCGACGCCGGUCAAGGCAACGCAGCCAGUUGCGUACAGAUGUAUUUAUACAGCGGUAACUGGUUCGCCAUUGGCUGCAGCAGCGUCUUUUUCGCCAUUUGUGAGCUCCCGUUUCUUGAGGAAUCUACCGAGAAGAUUCUGCCGUCGAUGGUUUGCAUGGAAUUCGGCGCUGAUGGUCGUCUUCACCCAUAG
Patiria miniata (bat star) is the source of this 519-nucleotide messenger RNA. Its product is annotated as pulmonary surfactant-associated protein A-like. The record is from RefSeq and is a predicted model, not a curated record. The transcript has a single exon. The coding region runs from base 1 to 519 and encodes 172 amino acids. Gene Ontology annotation, cellular component: external side of plasma membrane. NCBI's taxonomy places the organism in Eukaryota, Metazoa, Echinodermata, Asteroidea, Valvatida, Asterinidae. Gene Ontology annotation, biological process: biological process involved in interspecies interaction between organisms. Gene Ontology annotation, molecular function: carbohydrate binding.